AUGUUAGGACAAACGGUUAUUGUUGCUUUGGCGGCAAUAUCAACUCUGGUCGAUGCCCAUCCUCACCAAAUUAGAAAGGUAUCGCCAGCUCAUAAUGUCGAGAAGAGAGCUACUACAGCACCGACAAUCUCAGGAUGGACCUACCAGGGAUGUGUAACUGACGGUGGAGCUAGAGCUUUGACUGCCAAAAGUCAGAUCAACGGUGCGAUGACCGCUCAGUUGUGUACCACUUGGUGUGCAAGUCAGGGAUACACUUAUGCUGGAUUAGAAGCUAAGAAUCAAUGUUACUGUGACACCCAGUUGAGAAAUGGACUUGGGAUUUCCACUUCAGCUUCGGAUUGUAGUUACGCGUGCACUGGUGAUUCCAGUCAACCUUGCGGAGGGUACUACAAGAUGAACUUAUAUAUCGCAAAUACAGCUACUUCCACUUUGACUUCUACUAGUACUUCCAAAACAACCUCUACUUCUACAAGUGCUUCAAAGACAUCUACUAGUACUUCAAAGGCAUCUACCAGUACUACCAAAACCAGCACGACGGCCGCCACUUCCACCACCACCCAAAGUAGUUCUACGGCCACAUACUAUGGUUGUUACCAAGAUUCUUCUUCAAGCCGUCUCAUGAAUAGCGCUUCUACAGAAUCUUCUUCGAUGACUCCUAGCGUCUGUCAAGCUUUCUGUAGCAGCAAAGGAUACUCUUUAGCGGGUGUCUCUUAUGGCAAACAAUGUUUUUGUGGUAAUUCGGUCGAUCAAACCAAGAAGCAAUCUUCGGAAACAGGCUGUUCAUACGCUUGUACCGGUGAUGCGAGCUUGAAAUGUGGUGGAUUUUGGUAUCUCAACAUAUACAGUUCAAGUGGUACAAUCUCUACCACUAGCGCGGUCUCCACUACAAAGGCUACCAGCACCAGCGCCAGCAGCAGUACAAGUACCACAGCUACCUCGACAACCUCCGUAGCUGCUGCAGCUGGUUCAUCAACGACUGGAGUAGCUUCACCGCCUUCUGCCACGGGUACCAAACAGCUUUUUGCUCACCACAUGGUCGGAAACACCUAUUCGUAUACCCAAUCUACCUGGGCAGACGAUAUCUCCCAGGCUUCCGCUGCUGGUAUCGAUGGCUUUGCAUUGAACUACGGUUCUGAUUCUUGGCAACCUAGCAGGAUCGCCGAUGCUUAUGCAGCAGCUAAAGCCAAUGGGAACUUCAAGAUGUUUUUAUCCAUGGAUGUAUCAUCGUUGGGAUGCUCCUCGACCAGUGAUGCCUCCAACCUAGUCAACACGAUCGCUACGUAUGCCAGCAAUUCUGCUCAAGCCAAAGUCAAUAGUAAAGUACUUGUAUCGACCUUCGCAGGAGAGUCUUGUACAUUCGGCCAAGGCUCUUAUCAAGCGGCAUGGACCUACUUCAACUCUCUUCUUACAGCCAAAUCGAUCGAUAUAUACUUUGUCCCCGCCACUUUUGCCGAUAUCAGUACCUUCUCAUCAAGUAGUUGGAUGGACGGUGAAUUCAAUUGGAACUCCGGCUGGCCAAUGGGUAGUUCCGCUUUGGAUACCUCCUCAGAUACUAGCUACAUGAGUGCCUUGGGUACCAAAGGAUACAUGGCGGGUGUAUCACCGGCGUUCUUCACGUACUACUCCCCUUCGAGCUAUAACAAGAAUUGGAUCUACAGGAGUGAUGAUUGGUUAUUGGCCAGAAGGAUGGAGCAGAUCAUUUCGAUGAGAAAUAAAUUUGAUUUGGCUGAGAUCAUCUCUUGGAAUGAUUACGGAGAAUCCCAUUAUAUCGGUCCUAUCCGAGCUGAUCAACCUAACUCUCAAGGAUGGACAAACGGUAUGCCCCACACUGCUUGGCUAGAAGUUAUCAAAUACUACGCUCCGGCAUUCAAGACCGGUUCCUACCCAUCUGCUAAUGAUCAAUUGGUGUUAUGGUCUCGACCUCACCCUAAAGCGGCUACUGCGACUUCGCCUUCGAUGUCCCGACCAACAGGAUGGAACAACACCGAUGACCUCUUAUACGUUUGGGUAGUUUUGAAAUCUGCAGCCACAGUUACCGUCACCUCAGGAUCCAACAGCGUCUCUUGGAACCUCAGUGCGGGAGUUAACAAGGUGUCUGUUAAAUCUGCUGCAGGUUCGAUUGGAGCUAAGAUCGUAAGAAGUGGAUCUACAGUCAAAUCUUACGAUUCAACAGGCUCAUUCACAUAUACAACCUCACCAAGCGAUUACAACUAUAACUACUUUGUCGCUUCUGCAUAA
This is a messenger RNA of Kwoniella botswanensis, 2238 nucleotides long. RefSeq lists its product as uncharacterized. The transcript has 7 exons. The coding region runs from base 1 to 2238 and encodes 745 amino acids. The record is from RefSeq and is a predicted model, not a curated record. Gene Ontology annotation, molecular function: glucan endo-1,3-alpha-glucosidase activity. NCBI's taxonomy places the organism in Eukaryota, Fungi, Basidiomycota, Tremellomycetes, Tremellales, Cryptococcaceae. Gene Ontology annotation, cellular component: plasma membrane.